UCUAAUAUUUAAAAUUUUUCUAUUUUAUUUAAAUGUUAUGCACUAAUUUCAGAUACGGCCUAAUACAAAGUUCUGCACAUCAAAAGAAAUGGCAACACUAGCUGCAUUUCUUGCGCUGUUUUGAUUGCCGGUGUUUGCGAAUUCGGUUUAUUUAUUGAAAAAGGCUUCUAGAUAUAAGCAUGGAUUGCAGUGAUCGAUUAAAUACGGCAGAAUAUAGAUCCUCGCUUUCGUUAUUUUCUGCUGGCGAGGAAGACGCUUCAGUUCUUAAUAACAACGCCAAGAUUUGCAGCUUGGACCUUACUUUGCCCACAGAAAACGAUACUUUAGAGGAGGAGGCCAGCACAAAUAUAACCGUGCCCAAAUUAAGUAUAACAAUGGACCAAGAGGAAAAAGAAUUACUUAAACAACAAAAAGGGAGACAUUUACGAAGUGAUUCACUUCUCCGUGAGCUAAGUAAUACAAGUGGUCACUUCAACAAGUCCAUUAGUACACAGGAGACAGAUAAAAAUGAUACUGAAACUACAAAUAAGAGUAAUGAUAGCAGGGGCAAUGACGAAGAAGAGGAAAGCAUUAUACCAGUUGAAGACGAACAAACGGCAGAUGAGAGUACAUUGAAGGAUUCUAGUGUUGAAAAUAUUGAAAGACAAAUGUUUUCGCAUUUGCAGCCCGGCAAGCAAAACUUGACUACUGAAGCCCCAAUGGAGGUAGAAAAUGAUGCUGCAAAUGAAAAGGAAGAAAUUCAGGAAGAAUCUUACAUUGAAGAAGAUCCUUUGGAAACUAUGCCAGAUGAGAGUCAAUUUUUUAGAAAUCCUUUUAUAGAAUUGGGUAGGAGAUUGUGGAAAUCCAACGACCAAAAACAGUGUUAUACAAAGGGUUGUUUGUGGUCUCCAGAUGGCACAUGUUUAUUGGUGCCAAUUCAUAUGGAUGGAAUGCAUGUCAUAGAAUUGCCCACGGAUUUGUAUACUAUGCAAGAAAUAGACACAAACCGAGAAUUAAGUGCCCUCAGUACAGCGGUACAUGUAAAAGAAGGUGGUAUGGUUUAUGAUUGUUCAUGGUAUCCCUUUAUGAAUAGCACAGAUCCGGCCACAUGUUGCUGGUUGGCCACCAGACAGCAUGAACCCAUCCAAAUGUGGGAUGCAUUUACCGGAGAGUUGCGUUGUUCCUAUCGAGGCUAUGAUGAUGUUGAUGAAGUCGAAGCUGCAAUUUCCAUAGCCUUUAGCAAUGAUGGACAAAAAGUCGUAGGUGGUUAUAAGAAAAAUAUAAAGAUAUUUGACACCAACAUCCCUGGGCGUGAAUAUACCACAGUGCCUGUGAAACAAACUGUCUCAUGUUUUGCUUUUACCAAUCAAAAUGAUAAUUGUGUUACCACCGGUUCUUGGAACAGUCAUAUUUAUCAUUAUGAUUUGCGAGCACCUAAAUUGGGUCCACUUUUCGUUUUGGGUGACCAUACGGGAGGUAUAACGUGGCUCAAGUAUUCAUCAUACAACACAGAUAGCUGGUAUUUGUUUAGCGGAGCAAGGAGAGACGACAGGAUACUAAAGUGGGAUAUGCGUAAUUAUCAGCAGCCAGUGACGACAUUUAAAAGAAAUGUGUCGACAAAUCAAAGAAUAUAUUUUGAUUUGAGCCCUAUGCACAAGUGGCUUAUAAGUGGGGAUACCAAAGGUUUGUUACGAAUAUGGGACACAGAUGGCAACAUGAAUGAAGAAAAUCUACAGAUACCUUUACAUUCCGAUUGUUGUAAUGGAGUAAGUUUUCAUCCUUCUUUACCCAUCCUAUCAACAAGUUCAGGUCAAUUUCACUUCAACGAUAUAGACGGCAAUUUAAGAAAAUCAAGCGAUAAUGCAAUUGAAAAGGUAAUAAGUUAUGAAAAUUCUGUAUUGUUUCUAUGGUUUGGACCUUCAAAGCCUGCAGUCUAACCAUUUAUUAUUAAUUAAUUAUUGAAAAGGAAAAGUUGUGUCUUUGGAUAGGCACUUAAUAUUUAGUUUUAUAACUCGAUGUUAUUUAAAAUUUAAUUUAUAAAACUGAAAGUUUUAGUUA
This is a messenger RNA of Stomoxys calcitrans (stable fly), 2037 nucleotides long. RefSeq names its product telomerase Cajal body protein 1 homolog (gene WDR79). Gene Ontology annotation, biological process: Cajal body organization. Gene Ontology annotation, molecular function: protein binding; RNA binding. The coding region runs from base 180 to 1916 and encodes 578 amino acids. The transcript is spliced from 6 exons. The record is from RefSeq and is a predicted model, not a curated record. Gene Ontology annotation, cellular component: Cajal body. Lineage: Eukaryota; Metazoa; Arthropoda; Insecta; Diptera; Muscidae.